Cladophialophora yegresii CBS 114405 is the source of this 993-nucleotide messenger RNA. Its product is annotated as large subunit ribosomal protein L4e. The record is from RefSeq and is a predicted model, not a curated record. Lineage: Eukaryota; Fungi; Ascomycota; Eurotiomycetes; Chaetothyriales; Herpotrichiellaceae. Gene Ontology annotation, molecular function: RNA binding; structural constituent of ribosome. Gene Ontology annotation, biological process: translation. The transcript has 3 exons. The coding region runs from base 1 to 993 and encodes 330 amino acids. Gene Ontology annotation, cellular component: cytosolic large ribosomal subunit; ribosome.
AUGGCGAAGAACAAGAGGCAGGCAUACGCCGUGAGCGAGAAGGCAGGCGAGCAGACCUCGGCCGAGUCAUGGGGCACAGGUCGUGCUGUCGCACGUAUCCCUCGUGUCUCUGGUGGCGGUACACACCGUGCCGGCCAGGCCGCGUUCGGCAACAUGUGCAGAGAAGGCCGCAUGUUCGCGCCCACCAAGGUCUGGAGAAAGUGGCAUCAGAAGAUCAACUUGGGCCAGAAGCGCUUCGCAACCGCCUCGGCCAUCGCCGCCUCUUCUGUUCCCGCCCUCCUGCUCGCCCGCGGCCACCGCAUCUCGACCGUCAGCGAAGUGCCCCUCGUCAUCUCGAGCAAGAUCUUCGAAGGCGCCGCGUUGGUCAAGACGUCUGCCGCCGCAGCCCUCUUGAAGGCCGUCGGCGCAGGCCCGGACAUCGUCAAAGUGCAAAAGUCCCGCAAGCUCCGAGCCGGCAAGGGCAAGAUGCGAGGUCGCCGCCACCGACAGCGCCGUGGUCCCUUGGUCGUCUACAACCCCGAGACGGACGGUCGGGAACUGGUCCGCGCGUUCCGCAACAUUCCCGGCGUGGAGACGUCGUCGGUGUUCGCGAUGAACUUGCUUCAACUCGCCCCGGGUGGUCAUUUGGGCCGCUUCAUCAUCUGGACCUCUGCUGCUUUCGCGGCGUUGGAUACCAUCUACGGGUCUACGACUGAACCGUCGGCGCUGAAGAAGGAUUUCCUCCUGCCCAGCAACGUCGUCUCCAACGCAGACGUCACUCGUCUGAUCAACAGCUCUGAAAUCCAAUCGGUGCUCAGAGAACCAAAGGGCUACGCGACUACCAAACGUACCGGUGUGCAGAAGAAGAACCCGCUCCGCAACAGACAGGUCCUGCUUCGUCUCAACCCUUAUGCCGCGCAGUACACGAAGGACAAGAUGGGUCAGAAGGGCGUGGAACAUGGCAAGCCGGAGCCCGUCAACGCCAAGUUCCAUGAGACCUUGCACGAAAAUUAG